This is a messenger RNA of Asparagus officinalis (garden asparagus), 384 nucleotides long. RefSeq lists its product as uncharacterized. The record is from RefSeq and is a predicted model, not a curated record. Lineage: Eukaryota; Viridiplantae; Streptophyta; Magnoliopsida; Asparagales; Asparagaceae. Bases 1 to 384 code for a protein of 127 amino acids. The transcript is spliced from 2 exons.
AUGACAUCUGUUCAAGGAAAAUCAUUCAGUAACCAAGAAGAUCAGUUCUUGUGCUUGGCAUGGCUUGAAAUUUCUCAAGACCCAGUCUCAGGCACAUGCCAAAAGAAAGAUAAGAUGUGGGAAAGGAUCACAGCAGUCUUCCAUGAGAAGGUAGGUGAUAGACAACGGUCACCAAAGUCUCUGGAAUAUCGUAUGGACGCAAUUAAGAAGGCAGCAAAAAAAUUUCGGGGUUGUGUUCGACAAAUCGAGCGACUGAAUCCAAGUGGAGCUUCUGAAAUCGAUAUAUUGACUCAAGCUAGAAUCAUGUACGGAGAAGAUGUUAAAGAAAAGAAAGGAUUUCAAUUCGAUCAUGUUUCGACGAUCCUCAAGGAUGCCGAGAAAUAG